AUGGCGAACCUUAACGGCACCUCGGCGCUCAGCCGCGCGAGGUCGACUCGGGCGUCUUCAACCGUUGCCUCUAACAAACCGGCGCAGAACACUUCUCGAGGGAACGCGCCAGGGACAACCUCAACGACCACCGUUUCCCACCCGACCGUCUCUCCAACGGCUCCAUCGCACCUUGCCCUUUUCCUGGGCAACCUCCGACUCCUCGAUUUCGAUCUCCAUCCUCAGUGGCCCGACAUCAGCACGCACACGUUCAGCACCAGAGAUGCCGCAGGCGGGCAAAAAAAGCGUGUGCAAUGCGUGGAGUGGGCCUUGUACCACCUCUUUAGGCUUUGGGACCCUGAAGAGGCCCGCAACAAAUUACAACCUUUCUUUCCGCCACUCGAUCAAGUCCAAUCACUCAAUCUCCGUGCCGCACUGCUUCGGGGGCUGGAACAAGCAAAAAAGAAUGGCAUUCUGGGUCGGGAUGCGGUCGUGCGCAAAACCAUGCUCGACGAGUGCAAGGGAGAGAGGUUGGAGGAGGUGCUCGCGGUAUUCUCGUCGGCUGUCGUAAGAAAGGUGGUGGCCGAGCAGCAGUUGAAUGGAGGGGGCUACCCUGCCUUGGCCCAAAUUCUCGCUUUGGAAAAUCGAGGAUAUUCCGGCGAGCAGACAGAGCUGACAGCACUGGUGUUGGCACAUAGAGUGUCACUGCGCCGGAUGCUCUCCGAGAAGAAUGCGUCGCGGGAACGAUUCAGGGAAUUUUCAGAUUUGUUGACAACGAAAGAGAAGGCCAUCAGAAAGAAGCGCGAGGCCGCCGAAGCUGCGAAGCGAAGCGGCGAGGGGAAAAUCAUCACCGAUGACCAAAAGCGCAAAGUUUGGAGCACCGUGCAGAACAACUGGACCGGCGACGAGCGUUGGAUGGAUGCGCUUCUCUACGGCGACAGCAAAUCGAACAACGAUGGGUUGCUCAAUGCCCCGUACGACAGGGUUUGGAGGCGGGUGCAAUGCGGCCGGCUUGCGGAACUCGAGGAGGCAUCUGCCGGGCUUCUGAGUCAGCUGGAUAGCAGAGUCCGGGGCCAGCAGGAGAGGCUGCAGAAGUGGCAGGGAUUUCGCCAGAAAAUGUUCGGCAAGUCUGGGUCUCAGCCGGUAACGGACGAGCAAGGACAGGAAACCAAGCAACGAGGUAUCGAUCUCAGAUUCAAGGUUCACGAGGCUCUGCAUUUCGACCGCAUGAGCCCGAAGAAGCUACCACGCGCCAUUCCCAACCAACUCGAUAGCCACUACGAGGCGCUCGUCACGGGCCUUAGGUUGGAUUUAUCCAGGAUCAGCCCCGCAGUUUCAGCCAUUCCCUCAUUCUUCGAGAGACCGCGAGUAGAGAGGCCAACAUAUAGAAUGGAGGAUAAUGAGUCGGGGUCUGAAGUGAUAUCCGAUAUCAGUGGCCACGAGCAGACGCAGGUCCUCCCACGUCCAUCGCCCUCUCGCCGAGAGCCGGUCAAAGUGUCGGAGGAGCCUGCAUUUGAACCUGUUUUACGGAAGGCGAAGACCUUCAAUGAGGAACAUGCAUUCCUUGAUGAGGAGCCAGUCACUCCAUCGCGCCUUCAGCGGUCAUCAACAAUGCAAUCCAAUUCCUCGUCCCGCACCUCCCAUGCCAACCUCCGAGUCCCAGCCGAUGAAGACGAAGACGAAGAGGAAGAGGAGGAAGACCUCUCUUCACUCGAGAACACCGAAGAAGAGAACGGGCUACCCGCACCCAGCCCCACGCCUAUCCCCGUCCCCCUCGUGGCCGAGCCGCUGCCGGCAGACGAAAAGGAAGCGGAGGUCGCCGGCGAAGAGGGGCAGUACGAGGACCUGACGGCGCGCACGAGGCGGAGCAUGGUCGGGUAUGAGGCGGCGCGCCAGAAGGCGCAGCUGGAGCGGCGGCGGUCGCUGCGGAAGGCGAACCUGCCGUCGACGCCCGUUGCGGGGAGGAGCGCCGCCGGCGGGGGGUACUUCCCGGCGGUGGACGAGGAGGAGGCGGUCGAUACCACGCUGUUGCUGGCGGAGGAGCUGCUCAGUGGCGGGCAGGGCGGGGAUUAUGAGGCGGUGUUUAUGAAACUUGGAGAGGCGCACGUCCGUCUUGACGCGGUUCUGCGCCACGGACCGCUGCAGCAGGCGGAAGCCGCGCGCCAGGUCCACGCUGCCCUUGAUGUCCACCGUGCGGCCCGUCGACGGCCGCAGCCGCAGCUCGGGCUCCGACACGUCGUAGUUCUUGGCCAGGAACGCGUCCUCGUUCCACGUGCUCAUCAUCCCCGUCCCGGCCCCCGUGCUGGGUCCUGUGCCGAGUGCUUGCUCCAUGUCGUUGGUGAUUUGGCUGGGCAGGUUGUAGAGGUUGCUGUUGCUACUGCUGCUGUUGCUGUUGCUGGUUCCGGUGGGGGCUCGCCCCGUGAGCAUCGUGCUGCGGAUGAGGGGGCUGCGGCUGACGCCGGUGUUGUUCUUGGUGUUUUGCGGGAUGGCCCAGACCGGGGAGGACCGCUUUUGGCUGUCGAGCAUGUUGCUUUCGCGGAAGGGCGGCCUUGGGGGCAUGGGGGCGCCGCGGUUCUCCCCUCCUUUUGGAGCGCCGCCGGCUUAUCCAUCCUACCCAGGCGCGUCGCAUGCUCCGGGAAUGGCACCGCCCCCUGGCUUAGCAGUCCAAUAACGCGACGCAAGCUAAUCGACCAAGCGGCCUUCCUGCGUCCUUCCAAGCGCCGCCGAACCUGCCCCAACAUCAACUUCAACGCCCCCGUGAUCCGUCUCGGCGCCAGCAUGCCACCGGCGAAGCCCGGUUCCUCACUCACGAAUGAUCGCAAGGACUCAUAUACCCCUACGUCUGGCCGGCCGGGGCUGGGCUCGGAGCGUGGAAUGGACCAGUCCCGCGCCCAAAUGAGGGAGAACAUGCAGUCGCUGGUACCGCCCACGACAGAAGAGCGGCUCCGAACGAUAUUCGUGCACAAGAUCCCCGACGGUGUCGGCGGCGAGGCGGGCAUACAGAGGCUGCUGAACACGGUCGGCAGGGUGCGGCGGUGGGACUCGGGGCAGUCACAUUUGUCGGAGCACAAGGGGGCUCUGUUUGGAUUCGCACAGGCAGACGACCCGGCAGUCGACGCACGAUUAAGCGAGGCGAGGUCUUCGCUGAGGCAGCUGGUCCGGGACUUGUUCUACCCCCGCGUGGCCGGCGGCCGCGAUGGUGAUGGCGACACAACUAUGGCCAACGGGUCGAACGGCAUGGGCGACGUCGAGGUGAUUAACAUUCCCUUGGCCCCCGAAGACGAACUCGCAGAUAUCCCCGCCGAAAUGCGGGCGACAGUGGCUGCCGAGAUCGCAGCGUUUCGGGACCGGAGCAAUCAGCGAGAUCUCGAGCGCCUCCGAAAGGAGGAGGAGUUCGAGGAGAUGGAGCGGCAACGAAACGGCGCGCCUCGCAAGUCAAGGUUGGAUCAAUCACCCCCGCCGAACAACUCCAAUAUGGUUCCGCUGGGGCCUCGCGGCGUGCCUAACGCGCCAUCCGGCCCUCGAGGGCAGAAUCGGGGAGUAGACUUUGUCAACGGCGGCACCACAAAUGGUCAGUUCCGGGACGACGAUGACACGGACGCGGACGACGACGAACUCUACGGCAGGGAGCUUGCGAAACAACGCGCAGAAGACGACAAGAUCUACUUAGAAGCGGAGCGCAAGUGGGUUAACCGGGAACGCCAGCGCGCAGCGGCCCUGGAUCGAGAGCAAGAGCGCGAAAAGUCGGAGACGGAGGGUUUCGGCCGGAGGAGAGACGAGCAGCUCGAAAGGGACAAGAGCUGGGACGACGACCGUGAGGCAUCGCGUAAGGGCCACCUCUACUACCGCGACCACGGCCAAUGGAUCCGCGAGCGGACAGCGUUCCGGGCGGCGGAGGCGGCACGGGACGAGAUGGACCGGCGCGGCGAGGAGGAUGAGCACCGCCGGGCCCAGGCCGAGAUGGAGCAUGCUAAGGACAUGGCCGAUUCCUUCCUGGAGCGACAGGCCGAGGAGAUGGAGAGGCAACCGGUGGCCCCCGCUGCACCACAGCGCGUUACUAUCUCUUUUGGCGCGGCAGCUCAGAAAGCGGCGCAGCGCACGGCUGGGGCGCGGCGGACGGUGGCCGAGGUGGAGGGCCUGCUGGACGACGAGGAGCACGACCAGACCACCAAGCGGCAGCUCGUGCCCAUCAAGUUCGAGCCCAUCACCGACACCAAGGCUAUGACGGAGGAGGACAUCCAGAACGCCGUCCGGGCGCUGGCCCACGAGAUCCCCGUGGACCGGGAUGGCCUGUGGGCGUGGGACGUGAAAUGGGACUACCUGGAGGAGUCGGCGAUCCGCGAGAAGCUGCGGCCGUUUGUGGAGAAGAAGGUGGUGGAAUACCUGGGGGUGCAGGAGCAGUUCCUGGUGGACGUGGUCGAGGAGCACCUGCGCAAGCACCAAAAGCCGGCCGAGCUGGUGGAGACGCUCAGCGAGGCGCUGGACGAGGACGCCGAGGACAUGGUUAAGAAGCUGUGGCGCAUGGUCAUCUUCUUCACCGAGAGCGAGAAGCGCGGGCUGCCUGCGUGA
Molecule: messenger RNA, 4548 nt
Organism: Chaetomium globosum CBS 148.51
Lineage: Eukaryota; Fungi; Ascomycota; Sordariomycetes; Sordariales; Chaetomiaceae
Exons: 6
Coding region: 1-4548 (1515 amino acids)
Biological process (GO): mRNA processing
Cellular component (GO): spliceosomal complex
Molecular function (GO): mRNA binding
Source: RefSeq, a predicted model, not a curated record